CGCGAAACGUGGCGUUGGUAGCAAGCAAGAGAGCAGGUGCCAUUGUGUUUCGUGCCUACAGCAGUGCAGGCGUGCGUGUAUACAGCAGAAUCAUCGUCCAUGGAACUCGCUGCCGAGGCUGAGGAGACGGCGGGCUUGGACCUGGGUCCCCUGCUGGACGCCGGGGAGUGCGCCGUCGUGACCCUGGCGGCGGGGCAGACGCUGUUGGCGGCGCACAGGGCCGUUCUGGCUGCGAGGAGUCCAGUGUUUGCCGCCCUGGUCCACCAGGACUCGCUGGAAGUCAGCGGCGGCCACAUUGACCUCACAGACGUCGAGGGCCCGGUGUUGCGCCACCUGGUCUCUUACUGCUACACCCUCCGGGCUCCACAGCGGCCGAGCGUGGCCCCACAACUGCUGGCAGCUGCAAAGAAAUACGGCGUCCCUGGGUUGAAAGUGGAGUGUGAGCGAACUCUAGAAUCAUCCUCAGUGGAACGCGUUGUGGAGGCUGAGGAGACGGCGGGCUUGGACCUGGGCCCCCUGCUGGACGCCGGGGAGUGCACCGUCGUGACCCUGGCGGCGGGGGAGACGCGGUUGGCGGCGCACAGGGCCGUUCUGGCUGCGAGGAGUCCAGUGUUUGCCGCCCUGGUCCACCAGGACUCGCUGGAAGUCAGCGGCGGCCACAUCGACCUCACAGAUGUCGAGGGCCCGGAGCUGCGCCACCUGGUCUCGUACUGCUACACCCUACGGGCUCCACAGCGGCCGAGUGUGGUCCCACAGCUUCUGGUAGCCGCAGACAAAUACGGCAUUUCGGGGUUGAAGGGAGUGUGCGAGCAGCAGCUGGCCGCUCAGCUCUCAGUGGAGACCGCAGCGGCCACAGCUGUGCUCUCCGUCAGGCACUCCUGUCCCAGACUCACAGCGGCCGCCCUUGCCUUCAUAAAGGCCAACCACGAGGUGCUGGCCACGCAGGGUUGGUUCGAUGCAGUGCUCCACCAGCCCGAAGACGCAGUCGAAGUGAGUCGGCUGCUCGGUGAGAUGGCACAAUUCAGGAACUUGUCUGCAGAAGAGAAAGCCAAGAGGUUGAUUCGAGCAGCUCAGGAGGGGACAGUGGAGGAGCUGCAGGAACUGCUGGCUGUGGGGGCAAAUGUGGGGGCGAGGGACGAGAAUGUGUUGAGACAGACCGCUCUGCACUAUGCAGCUGCCAAAGGAAACGUGGAGGUGGUGAAGUGCCUGUUGGAGGGUGGAGCAGAGGUGGAUUCCAGAGACACCUGGCAGGAGACACCUCUGCACAAGGCUGCAUACAACGGCCAUACAGCUGUGGUGCAGUUGCUCGUGGCGUCCAGUGCUGACCCCAAUGCCAGCAAUUGUUGUGGAUGUAUGCCACUGCACUUUGCAGCAGAUCGUGGCCACAUGGAGACCACAGCUGCACUGCUGGAAGCGGGAGCCGACAGGUUGGCGAGUGAUAAGGAUGGGAACACUCCCAAAUACUUUGCUGAGCGUAAAAACCACCAGAAACUUGUAGAGAUGCUAACAUGAAGCUGCUAGACAUAUGAACAUAGGUGGAUAAUACGAAGUUUUCUACGUGACAUUGUUUCUUAAGUAAAGACAAAAAAUUACUCCUAUUGUUAUUCAUUUGUACCCAUCAUUACACAGUACAUGGAACCACUAUAAUGACACCUAAACAAUUGUAACAGUUGGAUAUGCACAUAAUUUAAUAUUAUUAACUUUUGUUUUGAUAAAACAGACUGAAAAAAUCCUUAGAACACCAUUAGGAAACUCAACAAUAGAAAAAUACUCUUUCACUACUAAUAAACACCAGUUUUCUGUUUCAAACGAGAGUUUCUACUGCAUAAAAAGUGUUUAAACAAUACAGAGGAGUACAGCCAUGUGAUGUCUUCGAGAACCACCAAUAUUUCAACAGGUCAUCACCCAGUCAUUUUCAAGGCAUAAAUGGCGAAAUAUGAAGGGUUGUAAAAGGUGACAUCGAGCUGCAUUUCUGUAAGUUGUUUAAAUCAGUCGUCAACCUCAUUUGAUUUCUGAAAAGUAUUUGGUUAGAGCCAUGUAUGUUAAACUAGUGUAAACUACACCAUACCCAGAUAAAUGCUAUAUAUGCUGUGUGAUGAGAAUGCAUCUUCAAUUCUGAUAUCAGGCUAAAUUCACUUCUGUGUCUGCAAUGCAGCUGUUGCAAUAGUUCAUGUAUUUACGCCACAUUAUGGGCCAAUCAUCCGCAAUAGUAUUGUUUGUUUACGUUUAAUUAAAGGGAAUGAAAGAAUCAUUCCUCAUCCAUAUACCUGUAAUAUUGCUAUUAUAAAACAUACUAACUUCUAUCAAGUAACAAGGGACUUUUGAUCUCACAUUACAAGGGACUGCAACAAGUUUUCCCUCUUUCCAAAUUUCCCACCAUUUCCCUCAGCCUGAAGUCAGGUCAGCACAGAGCCUGUGUGGGUCAUUGUGCAGCAACUCUGUCCAAUCAGGCACCACUACUGAAAGCACCCUCACUGCCCCAGCUGUCAGCUACUUCUCAGACAAUAACCCCUUUCUGUAGUGGAUUUUUAAGCCUUCCUUCUGCUUUUAGUUUCUCCAAUUUUAUGACUUUCGUUCCCAUUGCUUCUGGUUUUCAAUUUCUGUUUUUUACUGUUUCCUAAGCCACGGACCGGGCGCAAGUGACCAUAGCAGUUUUGCGCCCUAAAACCAAAACAAACAAACAAAAAACUUCUCAGACAAUCAGUCCAUGGGGUAAGGUUACAAAUAUUGC
This is a messenger RNA of Schistocerca piceifrons (Central American locust), 2731 nucleotides long. Its product is annotated as poly [ADP-ribose] polymerase tankyrase-1-like. The record is from RefSeq and is a predicted model, not a curated record. Gene Ontology annotation, biological process: regulation of proteolysis; proteasome-mediated ubiquitin-dependent protein catabolic process. The transcript is spliced from 4 exons. Bases 100 to 1512 code for a protein of 470 amino acids. Gene Ontology annotation, cellular component: nucleus; cytoplasm. Gene Ontology annotation, molecular function: ubiquitin protein ligase binding. NCBI's taxonomy places the organism in Eukaryota, Metazoa, Arthropoda, Insecta, Orthoptera, Acrididae.